Sporisorium graminicola is the source of this 1017-nucleotide messenger RNA. RefSeq lists its product as uncharacterized. The record is from RefSeq and is a predicted model, not a curated record. NCBI's taxonomy places the organism in Eukaryota, Fungi, Basidiomycota, Ustilaginomycetes, Ustilaginales, Ustilaginaceae. Gene Ontology annotation, molecular function: nicotinamide-nucleotide adenylyltransferase activity; ATP hydrolysis activity. Gene Ontology annotation, cellular component: cytoplasm; nucleus. The transcript has a single exon. Bases 1 to 1017 code for a protein of 338 amino acids.
AUGGCCAACACGGUGACCGCCUCUGCCACCGGGACAAGCUCCGAAGAGCAGCUGCAGCACGAUAUGGCGCUAGCAAGCAAAGUGGCUCGCGCUGCCGCUUCAGCAUCGACCAGCAGUGGCUCGGGAGUUCGCCUUGUUUACUCUACGAGAUCCUGCUGGCCCUUUGCUGCCGGCUCCUCCUCCUCCUCUGCUGAGAGCAGAACGCUCGACAUUGCCGUACUGGACUCGUCGUUCAACCCUCCGUCACGAGCACAUCUUGCACUGCUCUUGUCGCAACCCAUCCUGGCCGAUCAGAAGCGCUGCUACGACGGCCACCUGUUACUCUUCUCCACCCAGAAUGCGGACAAGGGAGCGGGCAAGCCAGGAGAUGCGUCGCUUUCGCAACGUGUCGAGAUGAUGACGCUCAUGGCAAAGGACGUCGAACGCAUACAGGCUGCCUCGGGCCACCGUGCGAAUGUCGCUGUGGGGUUGGUGGACAAGCCGCUCAUCUUUGCCAAAUCUACACUCACCUGGGAUCUGCUCAAGCAGCAGCAGCAGCAAGGAGAAGAAACCGAGCCACGGCUCCAUUGGGUGGUGGGCUUCGACACCCUCUACCGCGUCUUCCAGCUCAAAUACUAUCCGUCCCUGCAAGCGUUUCAGCAGCAGUGUUCGCAGUUCUUCGAGCGAGAAGGUACCACUUUCGUCUGUGCUCGACGCGACCCUUUGUCUUAUCCUCAACUGAUAAAUGCACAGACCGGAGAACAGGAUGCCAAAGUACAAGCGCGGAAGGAGGAAGACAAGCUGCUCGCUUCGGAGAAUGUUGCUGCCUGGGUGCAACGAGGCUCGAUCGGCAUGCUCGAUAUCGACGCGGAUCAAGCCACGCUCAGUUCGACCAAAAUUAGAGCUCUGCUCAAGGACACGAGCAUAGAGAAGGACGACAAGAAGCAACAGUUGAAGGCGUUGGUGCCGCCUUCGUUGGUCGAGUACCUGGUCGAGUCGGGCAUCUAUGGUCAAGACGAGCAUGGUGUGCAAGGAUAG